AUGGGAAGUGGUUGCUUAAGAGGUGAAGUUGAAGAAAACGAGCAAAAAAAUAAUAUCCAAAAAUAUAAAGAGUCAGGCACCAUGAGCUUAAACACAACUUUUACAAUCCUUGGAGAAAACUACGAGUCUAUUCCAAACCUUCUCAAUGCUAAAAAUCUAGUUAGCAAUAAGUCAGAUAUCGGAUGUUGUGGCUUAGAAAAUCUAGGAAACAGCUGCUAUCUUAAUGCAGCUUUACAAUGCUUAUUUAACUGCCAACCACUCGUGGAUUAUUUUUUAUCAGACAUUUAUAAAAAAGAUAUAAAAGCGUCAGUAACGAAGAAAGGGCAGGUCACAGUCGCAUUUGCAGAAAUAAUCAAAACCUACUGGAGUGAUCAGUUUGACAUAAUCGUGCCUAGCUUCUUCGCCCAAAAGAUUUGAAAUCUGGCCCCAACUAUUGAAGCUGGCAAAGAAAAUGACGUCCACGAACUGAUGUCGUUCUUACUGGACCGCCUUGACCAAGAUUUAAAUCGAGCUUUUAUUAGUCCAGCUCUCGCAAACAUAGACAUUAAUGACAAUACACAAGAAAUGAAAGCGGCUAAGGCUUGGCAAAUGCAUUUAAGCUGUCAUUCCUCAGUAAUCGUUGAUCUCUUCCAAGGACAACUUAGGUCAACAGUUACGUGCAAAGAAUGCGAAUUUCAGUCACAAAAGUUUGAUGAGUUUUCCUCAUUAAGUCUUCCAAUACCUCACAGAUCUUCUUCUUUCACGCUUAACGACUGUUUAAAAGAAUUCACGACUAAAGAAGAGCUGGAAAAGGCUUGGUUUUGCCCUAAAUGCGACAAAACUGUUAAAGCUUUCAAGAAGUUCGAUAUAUGGAAAGUUCCGCCAAUUUUGGUGAUCCAUUUGAAGAGAUUCAAAUUAAAUGGCAAAGAAAUCCAAAAAAUCCACAAUUUUGUGGGCUUUCCCAUCCAUGGUUUAAAUUUGAGCAAGUUUGUAUCUAGUACACAAAGGGAAAAGCCUGUUUACGAUUUAUUUGCAAAAAUAGAUCAUGAAGGAGACAUGGGAUCUGGACAUUAUACAGCGACAGCUAAAAAUAGGAAUAACAAUUCCUGACACUUAUUUGAUGACUCUAAUGUUUAUUCAGUUCUUCCACAGCAGUGUGUGGAUGAAAACGCGUAUGUUUUAUUCUAUCAGAAAGUUAGUGUAGACAAGUACUUUAGGCAAUCGAAAAACAUGCCAAACUAUUGGCCUCAUGUUUUGCAGAGGAAUUCCGUAUAG
Blepharisma stoltei is the source of this 1254-nucleotide messenger RNA. The record is from the annotation of a GenBank genome assembly. Lineage: Eukaryota; Ciliophora; Heterotrichea; Heterotrichida; Blepharismidae.